Molecule: messenger RNA, 2674 nt
Organism: Rhododendron vialii
Lineage: Eukaryota; Viridiplantae; Streptophyta; Magnoliopsida; Ericales; Ericaceae
Product: protein trichome birefringence-like 14
Exons: 5
Coding region: 606-1970 (454 amino acids)
Cellular component (GO): Golgi apparatus
Molecular function (GO): O-acetyltransferase activity
Source: RefSeq, a predicted model, not a curated record
UACUAAAAUAUGAACGAUUCCGAUCUUUGUUUUGGACAUGAGAUGGACCCACAACGAUCCAAAGCUCGGUGGCGGAUUACACACCGGAUGAGAACUUGGUCCGAUACCACCGCCCUAAGUUGGCCCUCUUGUGUGAGAGCCGGCGCAACGAGUUUGCCUCUUAAACCCCCAACCGACACCUCCCCCACUCUCUCCCUCUAAACAAGGAACAAAGAAAGUAGCACUCGUUUUGCCUCUGAAACCCCAACCAACACCUCCACCAACACACACACUGACACACACACACACACACACACACACACUCUCUCUCUCUCUCUCUCUCUCUCUCUCUCUCUCUAAGCACGUCCAUCACAAUGUCUACGAAAAUCUAGAGAAGGGUUCAGCGGAUACACCUGCAUUGAUCGUUCAAGAAGCGAAACUUGCAGAAACACAGUGCCCUCAGCUGAAUCUUUCAAUUGAUUGCAACUAAAGCCAAUGACACUUUUUCUGAACAUCUCCCACUUGCUGAACUUUGAAGUCCUUAUCUCUCAAUAUAGCAGAACCAUGCCAUUAAGGGUAAGGUCUGGCUGAGACGGAAUUCUUUUCUUCGAAGUGCGUCUGUGGAGAUGAAAGUAGCAAAUUUAAGUAGAAUUUUGGGGAGGCUCUGUUGUGUAACUUUGGUUGCUCUUAUGUGCACCACCAUUUUCCUUUGGGCUUGGGGGAAAAACCCUACUCAUACCACUUUGUUUUCCACAGAAGAUGAGUUCAUGCGGCCUUCUCCAGUGUCUUCAGAAGCUAAGGAUCAUACUUCAGAAGGUUAUCGGCAUUCACAAAUGGCAGAAGAAACAAGAAGUGUUGAAAAAAAUUAUGAAUUUGAUCGUGCACUAUGGAAUAUCACUGCCACCUUUUCUCGAGAGGAAAAGGACAAUGACAAGAUGUGGAACUCUUCUUUCAAGAACACAGGUUGUAACUAUGCCAAAGGCAAAUGGGUUGUGGACAGACGGAGGCCAUUAUAUUCUGGUUUUGGAUGUAAACAGUGGUUAUCAGACAUAUGGGCAUGUAGAUUGACCCAACGAACAGAUUUUUCUUAUGAGGGAUAUCGUUGGCAGCCUGAAGAAUGUGAGAUGCCAGAAUUUGAAGGAUCGGAUUUCUUGGAAAGAAUGCAGGACAAAACAAUUGCUUUUGUAGGAGACUCUUUGGGCAGACAACAAUUCCAAUCUCUCAUGUGCAUGGUCACUAGUGGUGAAGAGAGGCCAGAAAUUGAAAAUGUCGGAUGGAAAUACGGUCUAACAAAAACUCUUGGUGCUGUUCGUCCCGACGGCUGGGCUUAUCGGUUUCCACAUACUAACACUACCAUUUUAUAUUACUGGUCAGCAACCCUUUGCGAUUUAGAGCCCAUUAACAUCAACAAUACAUUUUUUACGGAUUUCGCCAUGCAUUUGGACCGUCCACCAGCUUUUUUGAAACAAUACCUCCACCAGUUCGAUGUUUUAAUCCUUAACACAGGGCAUCAUUGGGGCAGACCGAAGUUUAGAGCAAACCGUUGGGUAUUGCAUUUAAAUGGAAAGCCAAUUGAAGGUAGGCAUCUCGUGGCACUUCGCAAGGUGAAGAAAUUUGCAAUUUAUAGUAUUGUCAGAUGGGUUGAUUCGCAGAUGACAUGGCGUCCGAGACUCAAGACGUUUUUUAGGACAAUAUCUCCGCGGCAUUUCUUUGGCGGGGAUUGGGACACUGGUGGUAGAUGUAAUAACACUACUCCGUUGGCUGGAGGAAAUGAAGUGAAGCAAGAUGAAUCAAGCGAUUCUACUGUUGGUAAUGCGGUUAAGGGUACCAAAGUGAAGAUUUUGGAUAUAACUGCUAUUUCGCAACUAAGGGAUGAGGGUCACGUAUCGCGGUAUGGUCUUACAGCUUCCGACGUUGCGCAGGAUUGCUUGCAUUGGUGCUUACCUGGGAUUCCGGACACAUGGAAUGAACUUCUUUGUGCACAGGUAUAGCAAUGAGAAGUUUUGAGGUACAGUGAACAGAACCACAAAUCUAUUUACAGUCAAAGAUGGCUUCUUGGUUGAGAGAGAGAGAGAGAGCUGAGUGGUGGGUUCCCUCUGCCCCCUCUUCCCUGCUUUCCCCCUCCUUUUUUUUCUCUCCUGAUUUCUUCCUUCUUCUCAUCCCCUUAUUACACUACUGGUUUGUCUCUCUCUCUCCUCUCCUCCAUCCAUGGCUACAAGAUGUUUGAGGUUCUCUCCUAAGAGAGAGGAAGAUCUCCCACUUUCCCAUCAUUUUUGGGCAUUGGAGACAAGGAGUUCUAGGUCCGGGUUUUUGCUCUUGCAUGCGGUUCAGUUCGAGCGGCGGUUCUUCGAGUUCUCCAAUAGGGACGAUGAAGGCAUCUGUACAGUGAGAGCAGGAUCCGAUGGUGAUCCUCUAUCCACCCAAUUCCAUGAGCCGAGUACUAGGUCUGACAUCAGUGCUGAGCGGCUUUUCUUUUCUUUUUCUUUUUUUCUUUUAUUGUUUUUCUCUAUUUUCAGUUUGAUAAUGUCCUUUGCAAGCGUGGGCAAAUUCUUUGUGUUAUUCAAUAUAUGAUACUAGUAAUUGCUCAUGCUUUAAGGCAUGAACACAAUACGUUUUGAACACGACUAAAUCGAACUAUCAAAUUAUUGACCACUCCUGCCAAUGAAGCCAACUUCUCUAAGAAGUCUUUUAUUUC